Molecule: messenger RNA, 318 nt
Organism: Rotaria sp. Silwood2
Lineage: Eukaryota; Metazoa; Rotifera; Eurotatoria; Philodinida; Philodinidae
Source: the annotation of a GenBank genome assembly
AUGAGAUUCCAAACACAAAAAAUAUUUGACUUUAUUUCUUACCGUGAUAGAAUAAUACUCGAAACGUGUCAUCAAACAAUUGCUUUAUAUGAUUCUCAUUCAUUAAUUGGUAUAUGGCGUGAUACAAAAUACGCUUCUUGUAUGCUUUUGGAUUAUGUUUAUCAUGGAAAAUCAAAUUAUCUUGUUGGCUUAUCAUCAAUUGGAGCUUAUACUGAAGUAUGUUUAACUGGUUCUAUUGUUGAUUUAACAUUAACCUUAGCGGAUGGUUAUUCAUUAUGUCAUUAUAAAGGUUUAUUAGAAAUAAGUCAUGACGAAUAG